Molecule: messenger RNA, 516 nt
Organism: Funneliformis mosseae
Lineage: Eukaryota; Fungi; Glomeromycota; Glomeromycetes; Glomerales; Glomeraceae
Source: the annotation of a GenBank genome assembly
AUGCGAGCAAAGGUCGAUAAACUUGUUGAACAAGAAAUGAAAAAACGUCCAGCUAGUUUAAAACGCGAUCAAGUAUUGAAUUUUCCAGCAAAUUUCGAAUUCUUCAAAGAUUCGCCAGUUCUUACAACAGAAUAUCAGCGUGUUCAACAAGGUAAACCUAUUGCCGAAAUGGAUACAAGUAGAUAUAAAUUAGCAGAGCCUGAGGAUAAAGAAGAUCAAGAAGGUUGGAAAAAAGCUGUUGAUAAUUCCAAAGCACAACUACAACAUCAAAAUUUACGACUUCAUAAUUAUCAAUUAGAACAUGAGUUGCAGCAGUAUCAAAAGAUUAUGGAAGAAUAUAAGCAAGAAAUUUUAGAUUUGAAUAAACAGAGAAAAUCUGAACAGCUUCAAGCGGGGAAUCAAAUUGAAGCAUUGAAUAAUAAAUGGAAUGAGAUGAUAGGCCAGACUCUUCAAGUUGAAGUUGCUUGCGCUUCAUUAGAAGUUGAGACAUUAAAUAGAUAUUUAGAAGUUGAAUAA